Molecule: messenger RNA, 912 nt
Organism: Fusarium subglutinans
Lineage: Eukaryota; Fungi; Ascomycota; Sordariomycetes; Hypocreales; Nectriaceae
Product: ubiquinol-cytochrome-c reductase cytochrome c1
Exons: 1
Coding region: 1-912 (303 amino acids)
Source: RefSeq, a predicted model, not a curated record
AUGAUGCAGACGAAGAACCCCCUCAACACAACCCGCAAGGGAGAGUGUGGGUUUUUGAGACCUCGAGGUCUCAAGAAUAAAGUCUCAUGGAGCGAUUUCACUGCGCUAUACCACCGCGUCAACACUCUUCCAGCUUCUGGGUCAACCAGUUGUGCAACCUCUGAGAGUGGUGGUACAUCCAGUGUCUCGUCGCCUUCAGACACGUCAAGGUCAGACGCAUCAGUCGUGAACGUUCUGCCAGUCAAAGCCCCUGGACUUCACGUCUAUGUUCCAAUCCGCACACAGACCCUCCUCCUCACACGGAUCCAGGCUAUCAUGGAACAUGCCUGCUUUCGUUUCGCCCAAGAGGCUAUGCCAGUCAUCCUCGAAGAGACGAAGUGGUCAUGCCCAGAAGCAGGAGAGCUAAAUGCUUGGACAUACCACUUUAAGAAGCACUGGGAAGUCCUCCAACAGCUCGACCGUUGCCAAGGAAGUGGACUUGUCCUCACAUCUUUUCUCUACUCAGCCAAGCAAAUUCGCAACAUUGCUGUUCACCGACAACCCAUCACGGUGGACCACCUAUUCCUGUUGAUGACUCAUGCCAUCAACUUCUGCAUUUGCCUCGAUGUCCCAAAAGCCUUGGAUACCCUCCGGGAGAUCCGAUCUUCUGCGGAGACCCAAGUCCAAAAGCUUGAGGACUGCAAGAAGAACAUCGAACAGGGACUGGCCACAGCUAGCCAAGAGACCUCCAUGACACGCUUGGAACUCUGGGCAUGUGAGCAGCAAGAAAUGCAACAAGCUUGCGAGAAGUUCGAGAAAAAGAGAAGGGCCAUCUUCAAAAAGGUCGAAAACUUGCUCCUUUCCAAGGAGGUGGCGUGCUUUACCUUGGAAGAUGACGAAGACGAAGAUGAAGAUGACGAUGACGAAGAGUAA